Messenger RNA from Leptopilina heterotoma, 1692 nucleotides. It is a transcript of the gene sgl, whose product is annotated as UDP-glucose 6-dehydrogenase. The transcript is spliced from 6 exons. NCBI's taxonomy places the organism in Eukaryota, Metazoa, Arthropoda, Insecta, Hymenoptera, Figitidae. Gene Ontology annotation, cellular component: nucleus; cytosol. The record is from RefSeq and is a predicted model, not a curated record. Gene Ontology annotation, biological process: glycosaminoglycan biosynthetic process. Bases 142 to 1608 code for a protein of 488 amino acids. Gene Ontology annotation, molecular function: NAD binding; UDP-glucose 6-dehydrogenase activity.
UUUAAAUUGUAUUUAGUCAAUUUAGUAUUACAGAAGUCAUUUACGUUGUUUACGUGUGUAGAAAUAAUUGUGAUAAAAUGUGACACUUGCAGGCUUCGCACUCAUCUACUAAAACCUACUAUUUACUACUUUUUUUACGUUAUGCUACUAAUUAGAAAAAUGAAUAACACGACAACUAAGAAAAUUUGUGGUAUUGGAGCUGGAUAUGUAGGUGGACCAACGUGCAGUGUUAUUGCUUUAAAGUGUCCAGAAAUUCAAGUUACUGUCGUUGACAAAAGCAAAGAUAGAAUAGCUCAAUGGAAUUCGGAUAAAUUGCCAAUUUACGAACCCGGUUUAGAUGAAGUGGUGAAAAAUUGUCGAGGACGCAAUUUGUUUUUCUCAACAGACAUUGAAACAGCAAUUAAAGAAGCAGACAUUAUUUUCAUUUCCGUGAAUACACCAACAAAAACAUUUGGCAUUGGUAAAGGAAGAGCGGCCGACUUGAAGUACGUUGAAAACGCUGCAAGAAUGAUUGCGGAAAUUGCAACGGAGAAUAAAAUUGUUGUAGAAAAAAGUACAGUACCUGUUCGUGCUGCUGAAAGUAUUAUGAAAAUAUUGCGAGCCAAUCACAAGCCAGGUGUAUCAUAUCAGAUUCUUUCAAAUCCAGAGUUUUUGGCUGAAGGAACUGCUAUAAAUGACUUAAUUAAUGCCGAUCGAGUAUUGAUUGGAGGUGAAGAUUCUACUGAGGGUCAAGCUGCAAUAGAAAAAUUAAGCAAAGUUUACGAGCAUUGGUUACCACGAAAAAAUAUUAUAACGAUGAACACUUGGAGUUCCGAACUUUCAAAGUUGGCUGCAAAUGCAUUUUUAGCUCAACGAAUUUCCAGUAUUAAUUCAUUAUCCGCAGUUUGUGAAGCUACAGGGGCUGAUGUUUCUGAAGUAGCUCGUGCUGUUGGUCUCGAUUCUCGAAUUGGAUCUAAAUUUCUACAAGCUUCAGUUGGAUUUGGAGGUUCAUGUUUUCAAAAAGAUAUUCUCAACUUGGUUUAUAUUUGUGAAUGUUUAAAUCUACCGGAAGUAGCAGCCUAUUGGCAACAAGUUAUUGACAUGAAUGAAUAUCAAAAAAUGAGAUUUUCCUCUAAAAUCAUUGAAUCACUAUUCAAUACUGUUACGGAUAAAGAAAUUGCUCUCUUAGGUUUUGCAUUUAAGAAAAACACGGGUGAUACACGAGAAUCUGCUGCUAUUUAUGUUGCAAAGACUUUAUUAGACGAAGGUGCAAAAUUGCACAUUUAUGAUCCAAAGGUUGAAGAGGAGCAAAUUAUAGAAGAUCUAACACAUCCCUAUGUCACAAUUGAACCAGAAUUGGUGAAGCAUAGAAUCAGUAUUUACAGUAAUGCUUAUGAAGCUACAAAAAAUGUGCACGCAAUAGUUGUAUGCACUGAAUGGGAUGAGUUUCUGGAAUUAGAUUAUAAACGAAUAUACUCAAAUAUGAUGAAACCUGCGCAUAUUUUUGAUGGGAGAAAAAUUUUGGAUCAUGACGAACUUCAGAAGAUUGGAUUUAUUGUACAAACUAUUGGUAAAAAGGUGAUGAGAACGGGAAUAUCGAGGAUCUGGGGCAGUCAAACUCAAAUAUGAUUUUAAAAUUAAAAUAUAGAAUUAUAUUCAAUUAUUGCUCAGAUUCCAAUCUGUAUAAAUUAGUCUCUAAGUUAAAAAAAAAGA